AUGUUGUCAGACGGAACGGCAACCUCGAAGCCACCAGCCUCGGCGGCGGAGGCGCAGCGAGUUCCACAGCACCUCAUUGCGGCGCUACGUGCUGCAAUCAACGCCGGCGCCUCCCCCGCGCCGACGAAGAUGUACGACUGCGGCGACAAGUCGUACACGGCUGCCGCCAUCAUGGAGGCGAUGAAGGAGGAAGAUAGGCAGAAUGGGGCUGACAACAGCAGCAGCAUCGGACAACGGAGGAAGAGCAAGCACUGCGUACCUCGCUUCUGUGAGCUACUGAUGCACCAGCAGUUCAGGAAGAGGUUCUGCGAGAGUAGGACGCAGCUGAGCAGGAGGGAGCUCGACGCCAAGCAGACGGGGACGAAUCGGGAUAUUCAUCUCGAGCUGUGGGAGGCGUUCAAGGAUGAGAGUUUCGAGAUGCGAUAUUCGGUCUCAGAUUUUUAAUCCGCGGUCGGGAAGGUGGGUUUUCAGCGAAACUUGGUGAUUUGUCUUACUCAAUGUAUAGGGAAACGCAAAUCAGGGGAAACGAACUUUCUGUCCCCCCCCGGGGACAAAACGGGGAUUUGCCCAUAUCAUGCCCAUUUUGUGCGCUGCUCAGACCGCUGUUCCGGUAGAACAAACCCUACAGUUUUUGCACACUUUACUGGCCACUUCCCACCAAGGUACACGAAAUUUGUGUCCCCCCCGGGGACAAAACGGGGUACCAAGAGUAAAGGGUAGCGCAUAAUACUUGCAAACGUUGCGUUCGACACCAUACCAAAAAAAGCAAGAAGAACAACAAACGUCGACGAGUUCCAUUCUUGUGGUUGGCAGCCAACACAUCCAUCCAUCCCUGGCCCACCUCCGGGAACCUCUUCUUCGCGAUACGUACGCGACCUCUUGAGCGUACGUAUUGCGCUUCCUCCCGCUCCCCCUCCUCCACCUCCCCCUCCUCCCCCCCCCUCCUCGUCCUCCUCCUCUCCCUCAUCUCCCUUCUCCCCACCCCACCCCACCUCCCCCAUGCUCUGGUCAAGCGUAGGCGCCACUGGGGACUCGUCCGAAGAUAUGACCGGAAGAAUAACGCCGGUCAAUUGAGUCCCAAGCGUGCGUCUCCCAACCAUCUCUUUUCCCGACUUCUCCAUCACCUCGCCAACCAAGUCGGGGUACACCUUCGCUACCAUGCAGUCAUCCUAGCAGCCUAUUCGGCAAGUCGAGCAGUAGCACGGUGCGCCCCGAACUCGCAACUUCCAAGAUUUGGUGAACUUCUUGGGGGCAGCCCAUUUCCUCGCCCUGAACUCGUCUACCGCCCACUUCCUAGUCGUCAACAACUUGUCUCCGGCCGCUCCCACCACAAAAUCGUCUGUCUGCACCCCCACACUAUUAGCCCACACAAGAUUACAGGUAUCCUGCACCUCCCCCUGUUCCUCCUCUGUUCCCGGGAUUCGUCACGUCACUCCGUGUCUUGCGCUCGUU
Messenger RNA from Ectocarpus sp. CCAP 1310/34, 1452 nucleotides. The record is from the annotation of a GenBank genome assembly. NCBI's taxonomy places the organism in Eukaryota, Phaeophyceae, Ectocarpales, Ectocarpaceae.